UUCCCAUGUUAUGUACAGUAUGCACUGAAGCAUGCAAAUUUCCCUCAAAACUUCAAGGAAUACAGGACUGUGUUGAUCAUUCACUUGCAUAUAAUUAAUUUAUAAUCUUUUUUGUGUUGAUUACGAGUAGAACUUUUACAUCACAUUGAGGAUUUACUGAUUUAUAAGAUGGUGCAAUGUGCAGCGUUUGGCUGCAAUGCUCGUCUUGAAAAGAAAACGGAGAAGAAAGGAUUCUUCGGCUUCCCAAAGGACGAUAGUAUUAAGCGGAAAUGGAUUCUAGCCGUGAAUUAACGACGGAUUAUCGACGGAAAGGUGGUGGACUUUACGCAAAGCAAAUAUGCAAAACUCUGCAUAAAACAUUAUGAGGAUAAGUGCUUUGUCCACCCCCCGAGUGUGAUGGCGAGUGCGGGCUUUGGGUAGUCCAAAUAAUUAGACGUAAGCUACCCCCCUGUAAAUCGACCUCAUAUUUAUAGGAGUAGGGCUUUGGGAUGAGACUGUCGCUGCAUCCUGAUGCAGUGCCAUCUUUGUUCUCUGACACGGACAACUUCAAUUCAUUACAGCCGAAAGCCCUAAAGCCCGACGAGUUAGGAGCCCCAAAACGGAAACGGGACACCUAUGGUGCUUUUGCCAAGAGAAAUCGCAAAACGGUGAAUGAGGUACUGAAGUUGGCAGAGAGUGAGUUUUCUGAAGAAUCACCAGUCGCGGAGACUCCUGCAAGCCUUGACGAACCAGAUUUGUUGACACCCAGUCAUUGUUUAAAAGCUACUCAGACUACAGAGACGGUAGUGUUUCGACCAGCCGAAAAUAAGGGUUUUAACAUAAAACCAGACCGGAAAAACAAAAAAGUGCAGGCUAUCGCCAACAUAGUGGACUCGGCUACUGAACCAGCUUUAUUUGAUUCUGAGGCUGAGGUCGAGGGACACUUUGAGGAGGAAUACACGGAGGAUGAUAUCUAUGAUGAUGACUUCGACAGUUCAGAGAAGGAUCCUGAUUGGGAGCCUGAUUAUGACUCUGAGGAGGAAUUGAUGUCAGAUGAUGAGGAGGAAGAAGAGGAGGUUUGUUGUUUGCUCCCGUUACUGCUUGUGUGCAGUGUUUGCGGAGACAAAUAUUCCAUUACUCGCAAGUCGGUGCGUGGGGGACAGCUGAAGAUUUCCACUCUCUGCGGAACCGGUCACACUAGAAACUGGGAUAGUGCUCCGACAGUCAAUGGAACACCUCUCAUAAACCUUCUUGGUGCUGGAGCAAUAUUUUUAGUGGCGUUUCAAUAAGACAAUUUUUGAACUGUCUGGACUUUUUCAAAGUGCCUUUUAUUAAAUAUAGAACAUUCACACGCAUCCAGUCAUCUUACAUCCUAACAGCAGUUGAUAGCAUCUGGAAACGAACCCAGAAAAAAAUGUUCCAGAUGUGCGAAGGC
Messenger RNA from Dreissena polymorpha, 1414 nucleotides. RefSeq lists its product as uncharacterized. The transcript has 4 exons. Bases 489 to 1268 code for a protein of 259 amino acids. The record is from RefSeq and is a predicted model, not a curated record. Lineage: Eukaryota; Metazoa; Mollusca; Bivalvia; Myida; Dreissenidae.